UGCGCUCGUCGUCGCCGUCGCCGCUGUCCAUGGUGCUGAACUCGAGCUCCAGGAAUGGUGGAGACGCUGAGUAUCGCAGUCAUCGGUGCUCCCGGAGUGGGGAAAACUUCUAUAAUCCGCCAGUUCAUCUAUAACGAUUUCUCAGAGGUUUACACGCCGACCAGGAGCAGAUAUGUGUACAGACCGUCCGUCAUCCUCAACGGAAACAUGUACGAGCUGAAGGUUUUGGACGUCCCGCCAAUCUCCUCCUUCCCGUCCAGCUCCAGUCAGGAGUGGCUGGACCUGCGAUGCAGAGGGGUUCGCAACGCCAACGCCUACAUCCUGGUGUACGACAUCUGCUGCGUGGAGAGCUUCGAGUACGUCAAGAUGAUCAGACAGCAGAUAGUGGAACACAGGGAAGGCAGUAGCAGUGAGGUGCCGAUCCUGGUGGUGGGCAACAAGAGGGACCAGCAGCGGCUGCGCUUCAUGCCUCGCAGAGCCGUUUCCGUGCUGGUGAAGAAAACCUGGAAGUGUGGUUAUGUGGAGUGCUCUGCCAAGUUCAACUGGCACGUGGUCCUGCUCUUCAAAGAGCUGCUGGGCAUCGCUGUGGCCCGGGGCAUGCGCCAGAACCACACCUCCAUCCGACUGCAGGGGGCGCUACAGAGGAAUCGCUGCACCAUCAUGUGACCCCCCCCCCCCCAGAGCUGCCUCCACCUCCCCCACACCUCACCUCAGGCAGUGGAGAAAAGACUUUUUUAUCUAAAUGGCUGGAAAAAUACCCCGUGGCCUCCUGCUUGACUGAGCUGAUUUUUCAUAAUGAGGUUUAUUAUCUUGCGCUGUAACAAAUAAUAUUAAAAAAAAUACAUUUUACACACACACACAGUCAUCCAGCCACUUCCUGGUCAAAAUCUGCCAAAUCCUUAAGGAGUUAUGUGAGGAAACAUGGUGAGCAUAAUUAUCAUAGUGCAGUUGUUUUUCCUCACAUUAACCAGUCAUUUUGAGGCUGUGAUUCCCAGAGUUACAGCUCCAGCAGCUGCAGGUCACUGAGGAUCGUCCUCUGACUGUAGCCGGGCCUGAAAUGAAGCUGUGUCUGUGAGACUCAACCUGGAGAAGCAGCAAUAUCGUCCAGUCUUCCUUUGAAUUUCAACCGCAGACGCUCGCCUCGCACACACAUGCAUACACGACAUGUUUGGAUUCAUUUACUCGAUGGAACACACACAAAGAGCAGAGUGGAGAAUGUGCAGAUAUGAUUAGAUUUUGUUUAAAAUUAGGACGUGAGAAGGAGGUAGCCAGUUUUUUCUUUCUUAUCUUUUUCUAUCUUUUUUCCCCCCCGUCCUCAUUCCAAACUUGGCCGUAGGGUAAAAGCUGUUUGUUCAGGCAAAGGGUGUUUUAAGGUUGUCCUGCAGCAGAGAAUACUGCAGUCCCUUAUCAUGAUGUACUGUGGGACUCUAAUGUGCUCUCUCCCCUCACUCAGUGUCUGCUUCUGAUGAAUGCAUUAAAUCUAGAGGAGUGAGGGUCUGCAGGAGGCUGGAAAACACUUAAGGCUGCAACCCGCAAGGUGGCAUUAUAUGUGUGUGUGUGUGUGCGUACUUGUUUUUGUUACCUCUUAGUGACCUUUUCUGGUAGUCCUAAUAAGGCAAAACCUCAUUUCUGAGGCUGUGGUUAAAGGUUAGUGAAUAGUGAUUAGGUUAAAGUUAAAGUUAGGGAUAAGGCUUUGGUUACUCUGUCCAAAUUAAUGGAAGUCAAUGUGUCCCUAACAAGAAUGGCUGUGAAAACCUGUGUGUCCAGAGGUGGAAAGAGUAACGGAAAUGUUCUACUCAAGUAAAAGUACCGCUUUUUUGAUAAAAAAUGUACUUAAGUACAGUUAAAAGUACUGCUCUAAAAAAUGUACUUAAAAGUUACUUAAUAACAAAGUUGGGGUUAUUUCUUGUGUUGUGCAAAAAGGACAAGGGGACACAAAUCUCCCAUGAAGUCCCAUAAAAAAUGGGUCAAAGGUCACACAUGCUUUAACUUUCUCCUUAAUUAGCACUUAGUUCACUGUCCUCAACAUUCACUGCCAAAGUUUCCCAUGCAUGAAUUUGUUUUUUAUUCUUUAUCAUUUGUUUUACUCAUUAACGAUGUGAUUUAAAAUGUAGUGAAGCACAACACAUCUUUGUAUUUAAAAAAUUCACAAAAGUACACAAAAAAACCUACUCAAUUACAGUAACGCGAGUAAAUUAAAUUAUAAAGUAAGUCAUUACUUUCCACCUCUGUGUGUGUCUGUGUUUGUUACUUUCCUGGAUAAGUGAUAAACUGACAUUCAGGCAAGCAAAUGACAGACUCUGCAAGAUAAGGUGUUUAAAGUGUUUAAAGUGUGGAUUGGGAUUAGGAAGGAGCAAUAAAACCCCACAGAGACGCCCUGAAUAUAUUACGUGUACCUCUAUUAUAUUAAAAAUGCCCCCAAACACAGUAGAUAUAACCCAUUUAAAAUCACAUUCUGCAGGAAGAAGGAAUUAGAACUCAAGGAUUCCUCAAAAAGGAACCACGAGUGCAUCCCAGACACACAGGGAAACCUUACUUAAGCUUUCAUUUCAGUAGCUUUAUAGUAUCUAAUUGGAAAUGUUGUGAGAUUAACUGUAGCUGUUUCAUUUGAUUAGGCUUCGCUGGAUACUUAGUGAAUACAGCUGCACUUAGAGUGAGCAGACCAAUUGUACAUAAGAGUGAUUUGUAGAGUGAUUUGCAUGCUUUUGUUGGUGAAAAAAAAAGAAAAGCCAACAGGUCAGGGUUUAAUUGCACUGAUGUGAAAUUGUGAUAUUGUAUUUACUUUAUAUUUUUAUUUUCUAGUACAUGGUAUUUCGGAGGCUGUAAUAAGCAGCCGACGAGAGUGAAUGUGAUCGUUUUUCACUGGCAUGUGAGAGCACAAGCUCAUGAUUCUCUCCAAGAUGUAAUGUUGAAUCUUUCAGUCAGGGCAGAUGGCCGUGUUAGGGUUUUGUUUUUUUCUUGUUUAAAAAAAAAAGAAGAAAAAAAGGAAGUCAAAUGUAGCAGAGAUACAACAGAAAGCAACUGUGUGUAGCAUGAGUUCUCAUUGGUUUCUUUGUGUGCGUGUUUCCAAAUAAAAAGGGCUACAGUUUUUUAUCAGAAACAUGACUUGUAUUUAUUUUUACCGUGUUAGUACUGUGAUUUUAUUUUGAUUUGGAUUUUUGGAAACAUGCUAAGUUAUUAAAAUGCAUUUGAGAACAACAACAACAACAUUUCUUUGCUCUUUUCUUAAUCCUCUGGCGCAAUUGCAACAUAUUGGAUCAUGUUUGACAACAUUGCCUCCUUGUGGUAGGACAAUGUUAUCAGGAGCCACAUCAGAGAUGGCUAUCGAAACAGGUGUCAAAGAAGAAUAAAAAGACGAAGAAACAUAUUCUAGUAAGUGUUUUUGCUUCGACUUGAUACUUCAUUGCAUGCAACAGCAUGUGAUGAAUGAACUGCCCAUAUUUGACUGGUGGUUCACUGA
Messenger RNA from Solea solea (common sole), 3460 nucleotides. It is a transcript of the gene rasl10a, whose product is annotated as RAS-like, family 10, member A. NCBI's taxonomy places the organism in Eukaryota, Metazoa, Chordata, Actinopteri, Pleuronectiformes, Soleidae. Bases 55 to 666 code for a protein of 203 amino acids. The record is from RefSeq and is a predicted model, not a curated record. The transcript has 3 exons. Gene Ontology annotation, molecular function: GTP binding; GTPase activity.